GGAUUCAACAGUAAGAUUUCUCUCUAUCUCUCUUGCUAGAAAUUGAUGGUUCUGUUCUUUUUAGUGACCCUGCGACAGGUCUAAAUAAUACGUGUAUCUAUAUUGCUUGGGGUGCAAGGUAGUGGAGCGCAUUGCAUUCAAUAUACUAAACUAAUGGUUUUUAGAGCCAAGGACAGGCGUCUUCUGGAACGUCGAGGACUACCCAAUCCCUAAUCUCUAUCCUCAUACGAUUUUUCAAAAUAUUAAAUCAGCUCUUGAGAAUAAGGUACGGUGGUGAAGUGAAAAUCUUGGGUUAUUAUGAGAAGAAUAACAUAUCCGAGGUUCGGUUUUGUCAAAGGUUCAUUGAGUAUCAUAAUGCCGGAAUCAUGUUACGCGGAGUGUCAGGCGAUAAAGCUGCGAGAGUUGGUCAAAUGAUAGUGCGCAUUUGUUUAUGGCCACUGGAUAAUCCUGUAUCAAAUUUGAUGGUAGUCUUUAAAAACAUCUCACAAGAACCCGAGCUCAUCAGGGUUCUUCAAGCUCUGAGAUUGAAUAAUUUCAAUGUUCUCUUAGCACAGCAUUUUAAUGUCGAAACACCAUUGCUACUUCAAACUGUAAGCUCAUCCAUAUGGCUUUCCACAAGCCUAUUUGAUCGAGGAAUCCUUAUCAAACCAAGCUUUACUUCAUCCGCAGCCUCUUGGCCACCAGAAACCAUGUACAAAGGACUCAAUGAAACAAAUGUAUUCUGGGACGUCGAGGACUGCCCAAUCCCUAAUGGUGUCACUACUGAUGAGUUUUUACAGAAUAUCAAAUCAGCUCUUGUAAAUAAGGGUUAUCUUGUAAAAUUGCUAGAGUUGAUAAAAUGUUUAUGGACAUUUGUUUUUUCACACUGAACAAUCCUGUGGAGUAUCCUAAAAGAUCAAAUUUGGUGGUGAUGGCGAGAAGCUACAAUUUAGAAGUUGACCAGCUAAAGGUUGAUAAACCUCUCGUUUUCAAAAUAGAAAUGUUGGACGGUUUUCUUAAAGCUUUGAGAACGAGAGGUUACAACGUUCUCUUAGCAGAACCUGAUGAUUCCUAUAGAAGAUCCGUUUGGCUUUGGCCAAGCCUUGCCUAUGGAGGAAACCCUAUCCAACAUUCGGUUCUCACUACUACUUGUCAUAUUGGUUAUGUUGUCUCCGUCAUCGCAGGCACAUGUAUCUUCUGGGACGUAGAGGAUUUCCCAAUCCCUAAUGGUAUUGACACUACUGAUAAGGUUAUUCUUAAUAUCAAAUCAGCUCUUGCGAAAACGGGUUAUGAUGGUAAAGUGUCAAUCGUGGCUUAUUAUGAGAAGAAUAAGAUCUUGGAUGAUUUCCACUUGGUACCUGCAGGAGAUAAAUCUUCGAGAGAAUAUAGAGAGUUCAGCGACGUUCUUCAACUUUUGUCAGGGAGAGGUUACAAUGUUGUCUUAGCACUGCCUGAUGUGGCCGCAUAUUUACGCUCUGCUUUUCUUCUUGAAUCCAUGAAACAAAUUACGUCAUUUCUUCCUAGAGGAAGCUUUUUUGGAUGCAUUCUGGCUGCUGACAGACUUGAGAACCUCUGUUCUCCGUUUCCUUCUUCCCAUCAGUCUCAACGUUCCCAACUGUUCCAACCUGUUCCUCUACUCCAUCAAUUUCUCCCUCUUCUAGAACUUUCUGUAUCCAGAACCAAGAAACCGGAGCUCAUCAGGGUUCUUCAAGCUUUGCGAUUGAAGGAUCACAACGUUCUCUUAGCACAGCCUGAUCAUAAUAAUGUCGAAGCGGCAGUUCUAAUUCACACGUCUGUAAGCUCAUCGGUAUGGCGUUCGAGAAGCCUACUUGAUCGAGGAAUCCUUAUCAAACAAACCGGAAACUCACAACAUGAUGAGACUUGUGCUUGUAGCGGAUGCUUACAAGCUGUUGAGAAUAAGCUUGCCAAGAAGCGUAAGAAGCAGCAGGAGCGUAAGAAGCGGAAGAAGCAGAAGCAGCAGAAGAAGUUCAAGGUCACAACUACUACCAAGGGGGACACUGAAAGUAACUGA
Molecule: messenger RNA, 2011 nt
Organism: Arabidopsis thaliana (thale cress)
Lineage: Eukaryota; Viridiplantae; Streptophyta; Magnoliopsida; Brassicales; Brassicaceae
Exons: 10
Coding region: 839-2011 (390 amino acids)
Biological process (GO): regulation of gene expression
Cellular component (GO): peroxisome
Source: RefSeq, marked reviewed